Molecule: messenger RNA, 1365 nt
Organism: Apis mellifera (honey bee)
Lineage: Eukaryota; Metazoa; Arthropoda; Insecta; Hymenoptera; Apidae
Exons: 3
Coding region: 769-1116 (115 amino acids)
Source: RefSeq, a predicted model, not a curated record
AAUAAAAAGUAACAACGAAUCGUUAAAAAGAGGAAAUCUUUCAAGAUAAAUUACAUCAAAAUUAUCAUCACGUGACGGGUUAUUUCAAUCUCACCAUUUAACAGGUUAACCAUCUAACUUUACCACAAAGUCUAGCAUCAGCAAAGUAAAAUAACGAACGUUUGAACCCAGCUGUGAAUCCUUAUGAAAUAGCUGACAGGUUUUGUCGAGCUCGCAUGGAUGUUUUAAUAUCAUCCGCGUAAUGAAAACAAGUAAAAACAGGAUCCAAGUGACACCGGCGUCUAAAGUGCAGCUGCAAGUGGAUGAGCGUGCAGUGAAUUCCGAGUGCGUCUAAUUAAAAGUCAUCUGCAUAUUUAUGGAAGGGGAAGCGGGGAGAAAAAGCUGGCAGGAUUAACAGUUGAAGGCAGAGAAGAAGAGGUGGGGGGAGGAGGAGGAGGAGGAGGAGGAAGAUGGUGACGUUGCUGUUGGUAUAUUAAAAAUAAAGGGUGUAACAAAGAAGCGGAAGAAACGUCUCUGGUUAAAGUGGCCGUGUUUACUACUUUUUAUAUCUCAUUAUGAGCCGAUGUUCUUCCUACAUGGAAUUUUUAUCCCGCGUAGCUUGUAAACGACCAAAGUGAUUACGCGUACCUGCUAAGUUUUUUUUUUUUUUUUUUCUUCUUUUUUUCAGAAGUUGGAUGAAAAAGGGACGCGGAUAUAUUCUUUCGGUGAAAGAAAGCCAUGAUAGAAUUGCUAAAUUGAAAGCAUUUGCAUAACAAGAACGUUUUGAGGAUGACGCUGAUGUUUCUCAACGCCUUUUACGUGAUAAUGUGUGGCGUUUAUAGUUGUUCGUUUGAUUAUUUGUUAUUGUCGAGGAUACUAUUCUAUGUAAAUUGUGCAGUUUGUCGGUUAAACGGAGAAUCGAAAAGAAUUGCAUUAAAGAAUGCCGACAGCGAUAAUUGCAUGGUUCGUGACCAAGAAGUAUAUUUUCACAGACGACUGUACCGGAGUUUCGCGGAGAAAGAGAUUUCCGGGCUCCUUUCAAUGAACGGCCAACAUUCUCAUGGUAUGAUGUACAGGUGGCAAAGGACGACAACCGCCUCGAUGAUUAAUUCGCAUCACGCGUAUACAAGCGCAUAAUUGCAUGCCCUUUGCACCAUGGUUGAAUACGAAACAGAAAGAAACAUUGUUUGCGAACUGUCAUCGAUAUUAAUUACAAAAUCAACGUCUUUCACAGGAAGAAAAGCCGGGAAUACUUAUGAUCGCAUUUAACUUUAAGGACUGGAAAAAACAACCAAGUAAAAUAUUUUUAUAAUAAUGAAUUUCUUAUUGAUGUUGAAGAAAAAUUCAAUCUGAUGAAAUAAUAAUGUUUAUUUAUAAAUUUUAAUA